Molecule: messenger RNA, 3224 nt
Organism: Salvelinus fontinalis (brook trout)
Lineage: Eukaryota; Metazoa; Chordata; Actinopteri; Salmoniformes; Salmonidae
Product: RING finger protein 227-like
Exons: 2
Coding region: 1542-2051 (169 amino acids)
Biological process (GO): protein ubiquitination
Molecular function (GO): ubiquitin protein ligase activity
Source: RefSeq, a predicted model, not a curated record
UUGAAACGUUUUCUGGUCAAGGGAUAUGCUUUAUCUGGGUCCGGGAAACCGGCCCUAUGCCUCUUUUUCUGUUCAGUACAAGUUCUAAACUGUUUUGUUCUUAACAUAACUACAUACAGGAUCCCCUUAUACAGUAAGUAAAUCUACAGGUGUUAAGCACAGAGGAAAAGGGUUCCGGAGGACACAACACAUCAAAGAGUACUCUCUAGAUUCUUUCAGAUGUCUCAUCCUUCCCAAGAUCAUGUUACUCUUGGCUUUGACUGUAGGAGGAGGAGGAAAUCUCCAUGAAAAGAGUUCCCGGGUCACCUGAUAGGUCCAGGGCUUUGUCUGGAGGAUUACUGUGGAGGCAGAAGACUGUUGUUACGUCUUUGACCCAACAAACCCCGGAGAGUGUCAGGAAGAGGGAGGUGCUGGAAAGGGAAAAGCCAGUAGAGGGAUUACGGAGGGCCUACAGAAACAUAUACAAUAGCAUCGGUUGUUGUGUUUUCAUCACAGAUUCUUGCAGAGCACGUGGUAUAACUAUCAGCUUGUUUAAUAUCAAAGUUUAUUAAGCUGAUCAAGGGCAUAUCAAAUGAGAUGGGUCAUACGUGACUGAUGUGGGUUUAUUUAUGGGUUAUGGUAUUAGCAGAUAGGCUAUGGGAUAGCAUUGGCAGUUGUGUCAGUCUGUUCUCGUUGCAGUCAUGGUUUAGUCUGGGUAACAGUCUUUCUAGCUAACGUUCCACUCCUGUCUUUGGGAUAUGACAGGUCGUGGCAAGGAGUUUAAUGUAAUAGCUGAACAGAGACAGCAACCGGGCUAGUCAUGGCUCAAUCCUGUUCUGUCUGGUUUGGUGCCGUUACAAAGUAGUCUGAAGUCAUCAAGAAAAAGCACAGAGGGAUUUUAGCAAGGGAUCUGGAAUUCUAUAAAGACUUUCACUAGUAUCUUCCCCGGUCUCUCCUCUCCCAACAGAAAGACAUCCAGACAGGGGCCGGCUUGAUGCAGAAUAAUAUCAAAAUCACUGUAUUUCACAAGACAGGAAACCCUGACUCAAGCACUUUGUCUUACAUUUAUGGUUCUCUAUUAUAUCUGGGAAAUGUUUGUGAUAAUAUCAGACAGACAAUGGCCCACUAACUGUAUUAUAUAUACAGUAUAAAGGAAGUGUGGAUAAAGAGUGGGAGAAGGGUUAUGGCUCAACAAUGUGAGGGUUGUCACAAGUUAACACAGGCACAAAGUCAUAAUUAUGGCUAAACCCCACCCAUUUCUACCAUUUACCUUCUUAAAAUGUGAUUGUAAACCCUAACCACACUGCUAACCUUAUGUCUUUGUAGUUAAUUUGGCUUUGCGGCUGUGUUAACAGUUAACAAGUGAUGACCCUAUGUGGGAGUUGCCUCUCUUUGAUGACAUCAUUGUAUUUUAAAAGAUUAGUCAUCUGUUAACAGCAAGUGAGAUCCCUUCCUCCCACGCACUUUCCCCUCUAAAAGAACCAAAACACACUGUAGCCUCAGUCUCAUCAUUCCGAUAGUUCAUUCUCGUUGAAUGAAACAGCACCCAAAGAGAAACAAAAAUGUGUUCAGAAUAUGAGUGCGGAAUUUGUUACAGAAUCUACAACACGGAUCGUCGGUGUCCUCGUGAGUUACAGUGUAAGCACAGCUUUUGUGAGAGCUGUAUCGUGACUCUUUCUCGACCCUCGGUAUGUGAAGUGGAAUCUAGGAAGGAAUGUUCGCUGCAGGACAAGACAAUUGUUUGCCCACUGUGCCGGUACACAACGUCGGUCUCGGGUAAAGUGAGGGCAGCGCUUCGGGUAGACGAAGGUAUUCUUGAGCGCAUGAUGUUAUCUGGCGUGCUAAGCAUGACAGACGAGGAGGAUAGUGAAGAUGAGGAGGAUGAUGAGACUUCUCAUGAGAACUCAGCCGAGGAAAGGGACUCCUCUUCGGGUUCCAUAGUUGGAAGGUUCCGCCGUUCGCUGAGGCGCGUCUGGGGCAAAUUAACUUGGAAUCAUGACCAACGGAGAGCGGAUUGUAUGACCGAUGAGGACCUACGAGACCUUGCCAUGAUGUCAUGCUACAUCAUUUGAUGAGGACUUCGUUGGAAAAAAGUAAUCAGGUGCUACUGCACCUGAUUGAUCAGAGAGAGGGUGUUGCUGUCCACGAGUCUCCGCUACAGUAUUUAGAAUGUAGAAGACUGGCAGGUCCAGUUGGAAGUUGAAGCAAGCAGGAAUAUAGCCUCUUCGCACUGGGAGACCUGUACACGUUGAUCUCCCGUUGCUGAAGGCGACAUCCCUUACUCCGAAUAACAUAUUUACCAGCCUUCUGGUUUAUUUACGAGAAACUUUACCCGUCUCUGAAGGCAAUUCUAUAAUCCUGUUUACCAGUCGGUACGGGCUAUACAAUGUGUGAACUAUGGUAAAAAUGGUUUAAAUAUACAUUUUCUGAAGCUCACUCCCUAGUCCCCAUACCUACUAGUUUCCACGUGAUUUGACCAUGUGAUCCUAGAUGGCAGCACACCAUUAGGAAGAUAGGAUGUAAAUUUGGUUAAUUUGAGGAAAGUUGGAUAUAAAAGUAGUUUUUUUCUCCACAUAUUGUAAAAAGAAACACUCAUUGUAAGAAUAAACUAGCAGGAAUAUAAUGUUGUUUACACAGGCAGCCCAAUUCUGAGCUUUGUUUUUUACUAAUUGGUCUUUAACCAAUCUCAUCAGAUCUUUUCCAGAGCUGAUCUGAUUAGUCAAAAGACCAGUUAUUGGGGAAACAAAAUAUCAGAAUUGGGCUGCCUGUGUAAAUGUAGCCUAUGCAUUCUAUAAUAGCCAACUAGGCCUAAAUGUCGAUUUCUUCUCACUUGCAUGUCAUAAUUUGGUGGUGACCAAACAUAAACACAAUGGUAAAACAGAAUUGUAAAGGCUGAAAAUGACAAGACCAUAUAGGCUUUUCUCUGAAGCCAUUAGGCUACCGAAUGAAAUGUUUUUGUAUGAAAUUGUCUUUGGUGCUUCGAAGUAGCCUAUUUUAUUUAACUAGGCAAGUCAGUUAAGAACAAAUUCUUAUUUACAAUGAUGGUCUGCCCCGGCCAAACCCUAUGACUAUCCAUUGCCAAAGAUUAGAAUAAGUAUUUAAUAUUGUUGGUUCUAAGUUCACAAGCACAAACUUAAUAUAAUUCAAUAUGUAAUUCAGUGUAUUUAUUUCAUUCACUUUCAUUGAUUGUGUACCUUUUGUAGGCCUAUGUUUUGUUGUAAUAAAAGCAUAUAGGCAUACCAAUA